This is a messenger RNA of Ixodes scapularis (black-legged tick), 342 nucleotides long. RefSeq lists its product as uncharacterized. The record is from RefSeq and is a predicted model, not a curated record. NCBI's taxonomy places the organism in Eukaryota, Metazoa, Arthropoda, Arachnida, Ixodida, Ixodidae. The coding region runs from base 1 to 342 and encodes 113 amino acids. The transcript has 4 exons.
AUGCAGUUUAUACUCUUCGUCGUGGUGCUUAUUCUACCGGCACUUCAAAGCGGGGGAUUUUUGUUUCCUGCCGGAACUCGCGACGAGUGUGUGGAACUCAUUAUUGCGGGUGGAAUGGUAAAAUGCGAACUCGGGCAAUUGAAUAAUUUCGAAAAUUAUGAUACUCGAUCGUGCGAGUUGAUAUGCAAUGGUGGUAGGCUGCCUAUGCCAAGGGUAUGCUACGGCAAUAAAGUGAUCUGCACUUCAACCGCGAGAUCAACUCUUUUAGCUUGGAAGCAGGACUUGGAGAAGACGAAAUCAAGAAUUAUCGAUGAAUGGUGCCCUCGUUGUCAAGGGAAGUAA